AGAGCUGAAGGUGAAGAUGCUCGGGGGCGUGGAGUUCCGGGUGCCCUUCCAGGGAGCCAUGCUGGGGCAGGAGCUGAAGCAGCAGGUGGCCCUGGAGGCCGGCGUCCCCGCCUUCCAGCAGCGCCUGGUCCUGCAGGCCACCGGCGCCGCGCUGCGCGACGGGGAGCCCCUCGCCCGCCAGGGCCUGGGCCCCGACAGCACGGUGCUGCUGGCCGUGCAGCCGUGCGACACCCCGCUCAGCAUCCUGGUGCGGACCAGCGGGGGCCGCAGCCGCGCCUACGAGGUCCUGCCCACGCAGACGGCCGCCCAGCUCAAGCAGGAGGUGUGCCGCCGGGAGGGCACAAGCGCCGACCAGUGCUGGCUGAGCUUCCAGGGGACGCCCAUGGAGGACACGCAGCUGCUGGGGGACCUCGGCCUCACGCCCCAGUGCACCGUGCACUUGAACCUGCGCCUGCGGGGCGGGGCGCCCCACACCGCCCCAGCCCCUGACCUGCCUGUGUAAUAAAAGCCGAGGCAGAGCCCAGAGGUGCCGGCCCUGG
Condylura cristata (star-nosed mole) is the source of this 539-nucleotide messenger RNA. RefSeq names its product ISG15 ubiquitin-like modifier (gene ISG15). Gene Ontology annotation, biological process: ISG15-protein conjugation; modification-dependent protein catabolic process. Gene Ontology annotation, molecular function: protein tag activity; ubiquitin protein ligase binding. Lineage: Eukaryota; Metazoa; Chordata; Mammalia; Eulipotyphla; Talpidae. The record is from RefSeq and is a predicted model, not a curated record. Gene Ontology annotation, cellular component: nucleus; cytoplasm. The coding region runs from base 17 to 502 and encodes 161 amino acids. The transcript has a single exon.